AUGGCUUUUAUUCUACACUAUCUUCAGUUCAUUCUCGGUCGCUUGCUAUAUCCUAUUCGAAACCAUGAGUCGCGCCAGAUCAUCCACAGCCCGGCUUUCCAUGACCACCCGGAGCCCAAUAUGACCCUUGAUGCCGUGGGCUGCGGUCCAUCUGGCUCUGAUCUGCCCCGCCAAUACACCUGCCUGGCCGAGGAUGGCGUCGGGUGCCUGCCCGAGUUGUGCUGGGAUGCUCCCGAGUCCGAGGCGGCAGUGAAGGAGUAUGUGUUGAUCUGUGAAGACAUCGACCUGCCUAUUCCGUCCCUGGUCAUCCACCACGGCCUCUUUUGGGCCAUUCCCGCCUCAGUGACGACUGCGGUUCCUGCCGACAUCCAAGUGCAUGACGGUUCCCCCAAGUCACGUUUGACCAGGGCUGGCUGGCGCUACAUUCCGAAUCUUGUGGGCUCCUCAUACAUCGGUGCCGGUGCACCUUUGGGCCACGGAAAACAUCGUUACCUCUUCACGAUCAUCGCUCUCAAUGCGCCAUUGCAGUUCGACAGCCCCGAGAAGGCCUCCAAGCAAGACAUCAAGCAGGCCAUGAUCGGCAAAGUCAUUGGAUGGGGUCAGUGGAUCGGCCACUUUGAGCGUCCCUGGCCCAACUAG
This is a messenger RNA of Penicillium alfredii, 639 nucleotides long. RefSeq names its product YbhB/YbcL family Raf kinase inhibitor-like protein. Lineage: Eukaryota; Fungi; Ascomycota; Eurotiomycetes; Eurotiales; Aspergillaceae. The transcript has a single exon. The coding region runs from base 1 to 639 and encodes 212 amino acids. The record is from RefSeq and is a predicted model, not a curated record.